Messenger RNA from Myotis lucifugus (little brown bat), 1803 nucleotides. RefSeq names its product BRF1, RNA polymerase III transcription initiation factor subunit (gene BRF1). Gene Ontology annotation, cellular component: transcription factor TFIIIB complex; transcription preinitiation complex; nucleus. The record is from RefSeq and is a predicted model, not a curated record. Gene Ontology annotation, biological process: transcription by RNA polymerase III; DNA-templated transcription initiation; transcription preinitiation complex assembly. Gene Ontology annotation, molecular function: RNA polymerase III general transcription initiation factor activity; RNA polymerase III type 3 promoter sequence-specific DNA binding; TBP-class protein binding. Lineage: Eukaryota; Metazoa; Chordata; Mammalia; Chiroptera; Vespertilionidae.
AGUCGUGCCACUGCACUCGCGCCGGCGCCAGAUCCACCACCUGGGGAGCCAGCUGCAGCUGAACCAGCACUGCCUGGACACGGCCUUCAACUUCUUCAAGAUGGCCGUGAGCAAGCACCUGACCCGCGGCCGCAAGAUGACCCACGUGAUCGCCGCCUGCCUCUACCUCGUGUGCCGCACGGAGGGCACGCCGCACAUGCUCCUGGACCUCAGCGACCUGCUCCAGGUGAACGUGUACGUGCUGGGGAAGACGUUCCUCCUGCUGGCGAGAGAGCUCUGCAUCAACGCGCCCGCGAUAGACCCCUGCCUGUACAUCCCGCGCUUCGCCCACCUGCUGGAGUUCGGCGAGAAGAACCACGAAGUGUCCAUGACGGCCAUGAGGCUCCUGCAGAGGAUGAAGCGGGACUGGAUGCACACCGGCCGGCGCCCCUCGGGCCUCUGCGGGGCAGCACUUCUGGUCGCAGCCAGGAUGCACGACUUCCGGAGAACCGUCAAAGAGGUCAUCAGCGUGGUCAAGGUGUGCGAGUCCACGCUGAGGAAGAGGCUCACGGAAUUCGAAGACACCCCCACCAGUCAGCUGACCGUGGAUGAGUUCAUGAGGAUCGACCUGGAGGAGGAGUGUGACCCCCCGUCGUACACGGCUGGCCAGCGGAAGCUGCGGGCGAAGCAGCUGGAACAAGUCCUGUCGAGAAAACUGGAGGAAGUGGAAGGGGAAAUCUCCAGCUACCAGGACGAAAUCGAGACUGAACUCGAAAACAGCCGGCCCAAGGCCAAGGGGGCGCUGGCCAGCCUGGCGAGAGACGGCCCCGUCGAGGACGCCACGGCCAGCUUGUUUGGCGAGGAGGACGCCGAGGACGAGGAGCUGGAGGCCGCUGCCAGCCACCUGAACAAGGACUUCUACCGGGAGCUGCUCGGCGGCGGCGUUCCCGGCAGCGCCGAGGGCCGCGGGCAGCCCCAGUGGGAGCGGCAAGCCCCCCCGCCCUGGAGUCCCUGCUCGGGCCCCCUGCCCACCGCGGCCAGCCUGGGCAUCUCGGACUCCAUCCGCGAGUGCAUCUCCUCGCAGAGCCAGGAGCCCAAAGACGCUUCCGGGGACGGCGAGCUGGACCUCAGCGGCAUCGAUGACCUGGAGAUCGACAGGUACAUCCUGAACGAGGCAGAAGCCCGCGUGAAGGCCGAGCUGUGGAUGCGGGAGAACGCCGAGUACCUGCGGGAGCAGAGGGAGAAGGAAGCCCGCAUCGCCAAGGAGAAGGAGCUGGGCAUCUACAAGGAGCAGAAGCCCAAGAAGCCGUGCAAGCGCAAGGAGCCGAUCCAGGCCAGCACGGCCGGCGAGGCCAUCGAGAAGAUGCUGGAGCAGAAGCGCAUCUCCAGCAAGAUCAACUACAGCGUGCUCCGCGACCUGGACAGCAAGGGCGGCGCGCAGCGGCCGGACGCGGGGCCUGAGGACAGGGCCGGGGCCAGGAAGCUGCCUCGGAGGAAGAAGCCGGCCGGCAGGAGCGGGGCCGACCCCGUGGCCAGCGUGGGGAAAAGGUGCUGGGCCGGGGGCUGGGCUGGGGCGGGAGCCGUGUGCCAGGGACCGUGUCGGUGCCCGCGUGGUGUCCACUGCCCUGGCCGGCUCAAACCCAGUGCGGGGCUGGGCCCAUGUGGGUGCAGCCGGUCCUCUGGUCCCUCCAGCUCCCCUCAGCUGUGCCUGGAGGGACGGAGGGACGGGCUAAGGGCUGUGCAUGGCUCUGCGCCGCCCCACCCCGCCUCCUGCCACCAGCCCCGGGGGUGGGGCUCCUGGGCCCGGAGGGAAGCCUGCCUCAG